GACUACAAUGGAGGCGCUUUAUCUCGUCUGCUCAAUCUUCUCCACCAUCCUUACCUCCUUCACUCUAUCCCUCCUCCUUCCCUUCCGCCUCCUCCUCCGCCGUCUCUUCCCUCCCUCCACUCCCGCCGACGCAAUUGCACUCUAUGAAGGUACCGUCUGGCACGAGCGUCGUCGUCCUGUUCACCAUUCUUUUAAGUAUUCCGUCCGUUAUGCUCUCAUUGACCUUGAUCACGCGCUUCACUCUCCACCAGACCAUCUCUCCCCUCGACAAGCUCGGGAUAUCGCUCGAACCAAUGGUCCUGUUUUCCUCUUGACGAUUCCUCCUAGUGUGGGAUACGAACAAAAUCCCUUGAGUUUGUACUACUGCUAUGAUUUUGAAGGCUCCAACAGAUGUUUGAAGAAAUGCAUUGCUGAGGUGACCAAUACACCAUGGGGAGAAAGAGUGCAGUUUCUUUUCAACCCAAAUUCUGAUGUAGUCGCCAAACCACUUCAUGUUAGCCCUUUCAUGGAUAUGCUUGGGAGCUGGAGCAUGAGAACAAAUACACCCGGAGAUACUCUUGUGGUAAAUAUAUCGGUUAAGCAUCCUAAGCUCGGUGACUAUUUCACUGCUUCCUUGACAGCAAAUAGGGUAUCUUCAUCAUCUGUUCAGCAUGCCCUUUUCUUCUGGCUAAUGCCCCACAAAGUUGCAUUGUGGAUCUAUUGGCAUGCUCUGAAGCUGUGGUGGAAAAAGGUGGUGUUCAUUCAGCACCCAAGGUAUGGAUAUCCAUCAUACAAGGAAGAUGCAAUGGAACGCGAUAGAAAUCUUGGGUGCUGCCAGGCGUUUGCAACACAAACAGACAAACACCAACGAGCUGAACAAAGCCGCGAUCCCAAUUUUACCUCUGCCAUGAAUCAAAAGGAUCGUUGGUUUAGAUGGAGGGAUGCUAAAUGGCCAUGGUGCUGAAUGAAUCGUGUAAGUCAUCCCCUUCGCGCUUAAUAUAUGUUGUUACCAUGAACAUUGCUAUUCAGCAAUAUGUUAUAAAUAUAACUUAAUCCAAGCUGUUACCUCUACUACGUGUUUAUUAA
Molecule: messenger RNA, 1065 nt
Organism: Cynara cardunculus var. scolymus (artichoke)
Lineage: Eukaryota; Viridiplantae; Streptophyta; Magnoliopsida; Asterales; Asteraceae
Exons: 5
Coding region: 8-943 (311 amino acids)
Source: RefSeq, a predicted model, not a curated record